This is a messenger RNA of Aspergillus puulaauensis, 1227 nucleotides long. RefSeq names its product curved DNA-binding protein (42 kDa protein) (gene CDB4). The transcript is spliced from 5 exons. NCBI's taxonomy places the organism in Eukaryota, Fungi, Ascomycota, Eurotiomycetes, Eurotiales, Aspergillaceae. Bases 1 to 1227 code for a protein of 408 amino acids. The record is from RefSeq and is a predicted model, not a curated record.
AUGGCCGAAACCCAGACCCCCCAGACCACCGAGGUUGACUACACCUUGAACAACCCCGAUACCCUUACCAAGUACAAGACCGCUGCCCAGAUUUCGCACAAGGUCGUCGAGGCUGUCUCAGCGCUAUGUGUUGAGGGCGCCAAGAUCGUCGAAAUCUGCCAGCAGGGUGAUAAGAUCCUGGACGAGGAGCUUGCCAAGGUCUACAAGGGCAAGAAGAUCACAAAGGGUAUUGGUCACCCAACGACGGUUUCUCCCAGCUCCUAUGUGACCCCGUACACUCCCCUGGUAUCGGACACCCAGGAGGCCGAGACGACCCUGAAGGCUGGUGAAAUCGCCAAGAUCCAGCUUGGUGCCCAGAUCGAUGGAUUCGGAACCAUUGUUUGCGACAUGGUCGUUGUCGGCAAGUCUGAGGUUACCGGUCGCGAGGCCGACCUCAUCCAUGCCACUUACUACGCCAACGAGCUACUUCUGAGACUCAUGGCGCCCCCCGGUCUCCUCGCUACUGGAUCCGAGGAAGAGAAGAAGAAGGCUGCCGCCGAGCGCGCCCCUACCCAGGCUCGCAUUUCUCAGCUGAUCGAGAAGGUCGCCAAGAUUUACGACUGCAACGUCGUUGAGAACACAACCACCUGGCAAUUCGAGCGCAAUGAGAUUGAGGCCGAGAAGAAGAUCAUUCUUUCCCCCAGCGCCAACAGCACGAGGGGUGAGGGAAUCCCCGACGUUGGUGAGGCUUGGGGUGUUGAGAUGGGCCUGUCCCUUGGAUCCGGAAAAGUGAAGAACCUGGACCACCGUUCCACCCUGCACCGUCGUACCACUACGACAUACCAGCUCAAGAGACCCAGCUCUCGACAGGUCCUUUCCGAGGUCGUCAAGAAGUUCGGCCAUUUUCCCUUCAGCUUGCGACAGCUCGAUGACGAGAAGGCCGCUAAGGUCGGUGUCCUAGAGUGUGUCCGUGGAGGUGUCCUGCGGCAAUACGAGCCUGCCGGCGAGGCCGAUAACUCUGCGGUCUCCCGCUACCUGACCACAAUUGCGAUUACCAAGAACGGUAUCACGAAGCUGGCUGCUCCUGCUACUCCUGACUUUGAGAAGAUCAAGUCGGACAAGAAGAUCGAGGAUGAAGAGAUCCUCAAGAUCCUUGAGCUCCCGCUCUCGAAAUCCACUGGAUCGUCGAAGAACAAGAACAAGAAGAAGAAGGCCAAGAAGGCUGAUGGUGCUCAGGACGCUGAAUAG